Porites evermanni is the source of this 6318-nucleotide messenger RNA. Lineage: Eukaryota; Metazoa; Cnidaria; Anthozoa; Scleractinia; Poritidae. The record is from the annotation of a GenBank genome assembly.
AUGUUCGAAAGGAAAACCAUGUUUGGCAUUGCUGCUGUUGGACUAUCCGCGGUUGCUGGUUACGGUCUUUACAAAUAUGUUCGUGCAAGGCAGAAGGCACAACAAAUAAAAGAUGCGAUUGAUGAUAUGGUAUGUUCGAGAAAAUCCUCAUUGAUUUUUGCUCCAUUUUAAAUUAUUUUCGUUUGAUCGUGUGGCUAAUGUAUACUUAGAAAUGAUUUUUAAAAAACGUUUUAAAGCUCAUUUUUGAAUUUUCGGGUCAGCCAUAGUGACCAAAUUUUCUGCGAACUGAUACGUGCUUAUUUCGUAUCAUCAAAGCAUCAACUUUACGAACAUGUUUCUGACUAAAAGAAAUCUAUCCGCAAUAAAUAUACUUCGGGCUAGUCUUAGGUUUUAAAACGACGUUGUGUGUGUAAUUAGCAUAUUAAAUAGCCCUUGUUUGUCGUUUAGAGCCAAAAAGAGUGCUUGAGUUUUUUUCACGACUCUCGCGUCAAAAGAUUAUCCUUAAAAAAGCUAUAAUACCGAUUUAAUUUAAACGCACGUGUUGUCGUAAAGAAAUCCUUGUUGAUUGAAGUUCAAAUUUUUAUUUUUGAGGCUAAAGGUUUACCAACGCAAUAAUUAUUUUAAUAUUGAUUUACCUCAGAGCUGAAAUGAGCAUCAACAGCUGGGCUAUGAUUGAUUUGUACGUAGGAGGUGCAUGGUGGCGAACAAGGGGUUAAAUUGACAUGGGAAUAUCACCCUGAUUCAUUAAAAUUUGAAAUUGUACUUGCAGAUGAAAAGUAUUGAUAAACCAAGUGUUUACAUCAGAGAUUCAGUCAGAGUGAGAGAUAAACUCAGGAAACUCUAUGAAAGUGGACCAGAAAAACUGCAGGUAUUUAAUGAACAUGUAGCUGUAAUUGCCCUUGCACAUGAUCUCCCAAUCAUUUGUUUGCUGCCAUUCAUUAACUUGAAUUUUUUAUUCUGGAAUUUGAUCGUAACCAUAUCUUUAACAAAAUUAUCCAAGUGAAGAAUAUUACUUAUACAGUGAUUGAAUAUCUCAUAGGUCAUCUCAGACUUUGACAAGACUCUCACAAAAUUUGUUGUCAAUGGGGAAAAGGGCUGUACUGCGUAUGGUGAGAAACUUUCCAUAGUGAUAUUAGUCAGUAAACAAUAUUACCCAGUCUGCCGUCUUUUUAAAAGGGAAAAAUUUCUAUCGGGGAGACACACAUUACUGAGGCUCUCUUAGGGUGGGUAUGUGUUUCCGUAGUCUGAAUUUUAAAACUUGUUGAAUUGUGUAUUGAGGAGGAAGCAAGCCCCGGGAUUUCAUGGUAAUAAUCGUGUCCUGUACCCUGUCCUUACCUUGGUUGAGAAAGCCUUGUCCCUGUCAGUAAAAAGAUUAUCCCUACUUUGCUUGACCAUAUUUGGCACUUGACCAAUAUUUGGGUUUAGGUGAGCCGCUGAGGGUUUGAAACCCUUACCCUGUUUAGGGCAGAGUCACAUAAAAAUUAAAUACCCUAUUUAGGACAGAGAGGUAAAAAAUCAUACCCUGUCCAGUGGCACAUGCUGUAUAAGGGGGUACCCCACACCCCAUCCCCCCGGGGGUUCCUCCCUCACGUGGCCAUACUGCCAAAAAAUUACCCAUUUUACACUUUAAUUUGCACAGGAGUCAUUGAGAGCUACAAGAAUUUUCCAGAAUCAUACAGAGAGAAGGUGAUUUGUAGGAGUCCAUUAAAUUCCAGUUUGUAAUAUUUAUACAUUAACCAAGAAUUAGGCAAUGUUGCUACAACUAGAACUGGAGAACGACAGAGGAUUGUCCCUGCUUUGCAAUGGCUUACCUAAAGCAAAAGGCUUGUGGGUGUAUCCCAGUGUUUUUUGCACCAAACCAACAAGAAAAACAUUUUUUUUGACUGACUCUCCUCCACAGCUUGACAGGAGUGUUGUGGAAUGAGUACUGAAUCUUUUUUUGCAGGGAGAGCAUCAAUAAUUAAAAGAAGCUUAGCCAUUUAAAAAAAAACUAUACUUUCCUCUACAAACAAAGUUGAGCUCAGUGCUCUAAGGAAAUCUAAAGAGAUUCCAAAUGCCCUAAACUUAUGAAAUCCAUGGUACCCAUAACUUGAUUAAGACACAAAGGAAAUUGAUAGCUUUAUUCAUAAAUCUAAAUCUGGAGCAAAGUGAUCAUUAUAGUUAAAAAUAGAUAUUAAUUUUUUUUUGGUUUUUUUUUGGAAUGUGUGAUUUGAUUGUUGACUGACUAUAGCAUUAUUUUGUUUCAUUUUUUUCAGGCAAAACAGCUGAAAGAAAAGUAUAUGCCAAUUGAAUUUUCUGGGUCAGUAAUAUUAUUAUUUUACUUUUAAAUUUGGACUUAAGCAAACAACUUAAGCAAAACUGAGAUGUUUACGAUACCGUUAACCAUAAAUCAAAAUUAUUUCUGUAAUUUUCCAAUGUGUUUAAAUGCAGAUGUUAAUGAAUAUAAAAUAAAAACUGUAUUGACGUUUUCAAUUUUUUAUUUUCUAGAGACAUCUCAUCUGCAGAAAAAGAACCUCUUAUGAUAGAAUGGUAAGCUUGCAUGAUCAGUGGAAUCCUGAUUUUGUAGAUUCUCCUAGUGAAAAGAAAAUGGUUCAGAACAGUAAUAACCGAUAUUACAUUAAAAUAUUACAUUGUCAUGCAGGGGAAGGGAAGUUUGCCUUGGUUUUAAUUAUCCAUAAAGUUAAAACAAAAUCACUGGUUUGAAACCUGGGAUUCUAGCUGUAGAAUAUGACAUUUAACUGCAGGGAGUCUCCCAAAUAUGGCACCAAUCUCAUGAACUCUCAUACAGGUCAUCAAUCUCCCAGAUAAAAUCAAGUUUUGAGCUUUUCUGUGCUUGAAAUUUAGCCCAUUUUUUUCCUAAAAAUCGGGACUUUUUUUAUUAAUAAUAUUGUAUGGUUUCUGGGACAUUUUUGCAGGUAUUUAGUCACUGACAAAGAUUAUUUCAUCAUUACAGUGAUGAAAGCAGAUUUUGAUACCAUGUACUUCAUGCAGAACUUCAUAUGGAGGCUGGGCCAUUUUGUGGGUGGGAGAGUGGAAGUGGUAGGGCUUUUGACAUUUGGGGGAGGGGGCCGGGGUGUGGUACAAAACAGAGAGUCACCAGAUUGUAGAUCUCCGGAGGUUGGCAUCUCUGCUCAGUAUGAUCGACAACUGUGAUAAUUUUAAUUUUGAUUUAUACAUGAAUAACUAGGUGGACUAAAGCUCAUGAACUCAUUACUGAGCUUGGUUUGAAGAAGGAUGAUAUCACACAGGUAGUGGAAGAUUCUCCCAUUGCAUUGAGGUAGGAAAGACUUACGAGUUGCCACCACAAACAUAUUGUUUAAUCUGCUCUCUUGGAACCCUUUUAUCUUACAGGUGGACUAAAGGAAAUGAACUCAUUAUUGAGCUGAAAAUCAAGCAAGCGCAAAUUCCUGAAAUAGUUAAAGAUGCGCACAUCGCGUUGAGGUAUCUGUGAACAGCAAAGAAGCAAUGCUUUAUUGCAAAAUUACAUUUCUUAUUUUCACCACAAACAGAAUUUUAACUUUUAUUGCACCUUGCAUGCAUUUAUACUGACUGCUAAAAUGUAUGUUUACAAAAUUCAAAGCACUAAAUGAUGGCGAUUUUAAAUGUAAAUGGAAUGAUUUUCGAUUUGAAAUACAGCUCUUAAUGAGUAUUUAUUUCCUUAUAAGAGUAUGAUCAGGUUUGUUUAUAUUGUCAUUGAAUGAAAUAUACCAUAAGAAAGUCUUUGCGUAUUCAGCUCCUAACUCACUCAUUGGGUCAGAGUGAUUUUUGUUGCAGCCAUUUAACAUCAUCAAGACUGGAAUGAAAAUGGAGAAUGCUGUGCAACAUAGUAAAAGUAUUAUUAACAAUAACAUUCCCAUUAAUUACUGAGUUUUUUAAAAUAAUAAAAUAAAAAGGAUAUAAAACAUAGAUUUAAUAAUAGUUGUAGAAUUUUCAUAAAUCAAAAGGUAUAAUAUAAUUAUUGGUACAUAAAGUGAAAUGAACAGGAACUAAUAAUUAUUUAUUGCUAAUGAAAAAUAUUGUGCCUGUGUUAUUCAUUAAACUAAAUUGAAUCAGGUAAAAUUUGAUAACUAAAUAAAGGUUAAAACUAAGCUGCUAAAUAGGAGUUUUACUACAUUUGUAGUUAAGUAAUUAACAUUUUAGCCUUUUAAGCCCCAAAAUUAUCCACAUACAAAUUCUCCAGACCUAUCUCAGUUAAGAGAAUUUGUUUUAAGAUCAAACCAUUUCCCUCGGAUGAUUAUUUUAUUAAAUUCUCACCGCCUUUUCUUUUGAUGAUGUAUUGAUAUCAUGCGGAGAAAAUUGAUGUUGAUCACUCCUGGGACUUAAAGGGUAACAUGUAAAAGGUGGAUAGUGCCCUGGGGGGCGGAAGGGGGGGACUCCCAUAUAAAAGUGACAGGUAUGCUUUUCUUCUUGCUUUGGGGUGUAAAUUGCAGAUUUUGGUCUCACUUAGGGUGUUUGGGAUGGAAAGUCACUUAAUUUGCCAUUCAGGUAGCGCUAAGUACUCUGCAUAAAGAAAUUUACAAAAAAUGCGCUGACACUGACCACAAAGAAAUCUCCCGUAAGGGUCAGUUUAAGCUUGAGCCACACCCACAUUGGUCUCCCUUAGGUGUUUAAUUUAAACUUUCCGAUAAGCAUCUCCAUCACUUUUAUAUGGGAGUUCCCCACUGAGAAUAGUGCUAGCCAAUAAAUAAUCCAAUCAGUUUUCCUAAUGCUUAUCCAGUGGGUAGGGCUAGCUAUCCAAGUACCACUUAGACCUGGAGAAUAAUGUGGACAUAAAAUAUAUCUUUUUGUGUGUCACCUUAAUUUUUGAUUUUUGCUCUACAGAGACGGUGUUGAGUGGUUAUUUGUCAAGUUGCAUGAGAAGCAUGUACCCCUUCUCAUUAUAUCUGGGGGUCUUGGAGGUAUGAUGAAAGUGCAGAAUAUUUUAGCAGGGCUGUCAUUUUUAAGAGGCAAGGACUGGGGAUUUCCCCCGACUAUUAAUUAGAACGUGGCCCCCGUGAUUCUCCGCCUACUUAUUGUUUUUACCCGGCUACUUAGAAUCUUAGUGACAGCCCUGACAAAUGUACUGUAUUUCCUCAAAUAAUAGCCAGGGGUGAUUAUUUCUUUUUUUGCACAAAAAGGGGGCAAUUAUUCAAGGGAAGGCGAUUAUUCGAGGGAGGCAAUUAUUUAAAAUAUUGCUCACUGGAAGUCGUGCCCUAAAUAUUUUGUUUUAUUUUUCCAUUAAAUCAAAAAAAUAAUCUCAUCAAAUAAACUGAACAUGGGCUUUUUAAGUGUUCCAAAUUUAGUUUCUUGAUUAAUUUUCAGAGCUUGAAUCUUGCCGGAUCACAUUGCACUUCAACUUAACAGGGAGGGGGGGAGCGUUGCGUGACAUCCAAAAAAACGGCUGGGUCAGGGAGACUAGCAUACUGGUGGCUGAGACUUUUUAUCAAGAGUUGGCCAGCAGACUUUUAGAGGAGCUUCUCUUCACUUUUUUUAUUUUAAACUCGAAAAGAAAACAAGAAGCAACAUGGCUUCAGGUAAUCAGGUUAGAAAUAUUACUGAAAAUUAAGCCCAAGGAAAAGUAAAAUUAGUUUAAGUUAAGUGGGGAGUUCGAGUUAGCAGCUAGGUUCUGCUGUUUUAUUCUCGAGCCUUUUUACAAGUUUGUGCAUGUUUUUGUUUCCAGACAUUAUCAAGGAGGUCAUUGAUCAACAGAGUACUAUCUAUGACAAUGUUACCAUUGUGGCCAACUUCUUCAAAUAUGAGCAGGUUAGUCUCUUCCUAACUCUUGCACUACUUCUACAAACAUUACUUUAAUCUCCAGUCCUUAACUUCCUGGGGCGUAGCCAGCUUUCUACUUGUUGUAGGCCAGGCUGACUGCUAGUCGGAACAUCAUUUCCAAAUAUCCUGAAACUAUCUUGUUUAUAUAAAUUCUGUUGAUUGCACUCAUGACUAAUACGCACUGACCUCACCAUCACUCUGAGCUUUUGAGUUCUUUUGCUCAACCUCAAAAUUUGUAGACCGGUAUCCAUAAGUCUAUGGGCUGGCCACACCCCUGACUUCAGGGUCAUGCAUUUCAGUGAAUUACCUGAAACAAAUCGCCAGCUAGAGGACAGCUUUUUUCAAACAUGUGACCCUAUAGGAAAUUGGUUUUACAGUGGAAUAACUAAGAGUCACUUUAGGGAAUUUGAAUAUGCUGCUUAAUAAAUGAUGAUUUUUUACCUUAUUUUAAAAUACCAGGGCGUGAUGGUUGGAUUCAAGGACAAGCUUUUGUUUAGUAACAACAAAAGAGAGAUGACAAAAGAUUUGGAAUUUUUCAACAGAAAUAAGGUAAGUUAUCAAUAA